This is a messenger RNA of Oikopleura dioica, 1377 nucleotides long. Lineage: Eukaryota; Metazoa; Chordata; Appendicularia; Copelata; Oikopleuridae. The record is from the annotation of a GenBank genome assembly.
AUGAUCCUUCAAAUAGCAGGAAAUCUCAUUUAUCUGAUAACUUAUUUGAAACACAAAAAGCUUCGCAAAAAACGACACUACCUCAUUAGAACUUCUUAUUCUUUCAUCGACCUAACAUCAGCUCUUGUUGAGCUUCCAAUGGCAGUUAUUUAUCUCCUAAAAGAACUGGAUUACGAAAAUUACAAUUAUUACGCGGACGUUUGCUCAAUGUCCGACAGCUGGGUGGCGGUUGUAUGUGGAACAGUCACUCUCACGCUUAUUAUUUGCUCACACAUCCUUUGGAUGCAAGUUGACCGAUACAUCGCCAUUUGUCACCCUUUUAUCUAUUCACAAAAGAGCAUGUACUCCUCUCGGCAUAUUAUUUACUGUCUGGUCAUAACUUGGUUGGUCUCUGGCGUGUUAUCAGUGAUACCAGUCAUGUCGAAUUCAGUGCACUUCGUGCUUUCUCCAACACUUCUUGUGUAUAUUGCCUAUCCAGAUGAAGCCGUCAGAGAGGUUCGGACUUGGAAGAAAAUGACUGUUCAUGGAACCGUUUUUGUCCUCCCGUUUCUUCUUUCAGUCGCGUUUGCUGUUCGAACUGGAAAAGAAGUUCUGAAGAUUCUCAACAGCGCUAAUGGCCCGAUGAUCUUUGACUUUAUGAAAGAUAAGGUCAAGAAAGAGAACUCUGACGCAACUGCUGUUUUCAAGAUGACUCUACUCUGGAAUUUCUGCUACUCCAUUUGCAUCAUCCCUUUCAUUACAGUAACGGUUCUUAUGUACGAGGGCAUCCUCAACUGCUCAUCGCUACCGCUGCCGUUUUUCCUCUCCUUCUAUCUCACCCACUUGAACGGCAUGAUCAACCUCUUCAUGCACUUUUAUCAAGAUGAAGUCUUCAUCUCUAUAUUUCGAGAGUCGCUUCCCAGAAUGUGUCGUCCAGUUCAAGUCAACUCAAGCCAUGGUUCUCGCCGCGAGAGCAAAGUUCACUGGCAGUUGGACGACUGCUUGGUCGAGUACUACAAAGCCGAUAAGACGGGCAAGAGACCAUUCCGCGUUAUUAAGCCCGUGGAUGAAAAUGGGAGAAAGCUUUCUUUGGCGACGAUUGGUAGCUCCAGACAAGGGUCUAUCUCGCACGGAUUUCAUAUUCCUCGCGUUCCAUCCGGUUCCUGUGUCACUCAAGUGACCGAAAUUCCCGGAUCGAUCAACAUUGGUUCCACUCGUCGAGGUUCUUUUUUGACAAUCGGUUCAAUCACCCGUCAGAGUUUCUCCGCCGAAUGCGCCGUUCCUAAUCUCCAAACCAUCGUUCAAGAAGAAGAAGACGCUCUCCUGGAAGUUCGACCAUCUUCGAAUGACCCACUGAACUCUGAACCCGAAGAAAAUGAAAGUGAUUCCGAAAACUGA